Messenger RNA from Sipha flava (yellow sugarcane aphid), 2676 nucleotides. RefSeq names its product spidroin-2-like. The transcript has 6 exons. The record is from RefSeq and is a predicted model, not a curated record. Gene Ontology annotation, cellular component: extracellular region. Bases 292 to 2538 code for a protein of 748 amino acids. Lineage: Eukaryota; Metazoa; Arthropoda; Insecta; Hemiptera; Aphididae. Gene Ontology annotation, molecular function: chitin binding.
UCCCGAAAUCCAACAUUCACAGUUCACCGCUCAGGGACCAGGUAACGGCACCAGCAAGCAGUCCGUGCACCGCGCAUCACGUGCAUUAAAGUCUCCGAGUGCGAUCGGUUUUCUCUAUCUCUCUGUCUCUCUCUCUCUCUCUCUCUCUCUCUAUCUAUCUUUCCAUCACUCGUUUGUUGUUUUGCGGCUCAUUUCGAUCAUCCGCGCCGUACGCCGUUUCUCACAUCGUUGCAGCAGCAGCUCGCAACACCAUCCGUCGAAAGAAAAAGCUGGUGAUCGACACAAAUCAACAUGAACACGUUUUCCUUACGUUUGCUGUUUGCCCUUUGUGCACUAUCUCAUCAUACAUUGGCACAAAGUGGUUAUAACUACAACAAACCGUCGAAUCCUUUGAACAGUCCAACUACAUCAAGGCCAUAUGGCAACGAUGGAUUAGUAUCCAAACCUUCGGGUACUAGCUACCCUACUCCUUUCCCAAGCACAGGAUCAUAUCCAACACAAUCUGACCAAUUUGGUUCGACUGGACUUGCAGGCACACCGAGUUAUACUAGUGGAUAUGGUGGCCAAACCGCUUACCCAACAUCUGCUCCUCAAGAUUUCACUACUGCUAACUUCCCUGGUACCACUGCCCAGCGACCGGGAAGUUUCUCUACUGGCUCAUCUUCAGGAUAUGGCCCAUCAGGCGAUGGUUCUUCUGGUCAAAAACCGAGCUAUGGACCAAGUGGUCAAGAGAGUUUAGGAGCACCUCAAAGUGGUAACGGAUAUGGCGGUGUUAGUAAUGCUGGUGGAUCAGGAUCUAGUUUUGGAUCAGGUAGCGGAUCUGGGUCGAGACCAAGUGGAUUUGGUGGAAACAAUGGAGCACCAGGUUCAACUGGUUUUGGUAGUGGAAAUUAUCCGGGUAGUUAUGGAAGUGCAAAUAAUGCAGGACCAACUGGUUUUGGGAGCAAUGCAGGAACAACUGGUUUUGGAAGUACCAGUGCCUCAGGUUAUGGCGGCAGUAGCGCUCCUGGACAAGGAGCUGGUUUUGGAAGCAGCCCGGGAUCAAGUGGUUUUGGAUCCGGUAGCUCACCUGGAAACUUUGGAGGCAGUGGCAUCGGACAAGGAUCAAAUGGAUACGGUAGUGGUAAUGUAGGUGGAUCUAGACCAAAUUAUGGUGCCAAUGGAUUCGGUGGACAAGGCCCUAGCAGUGUUGGAGGUGGAAAUGCUGGUGGACAAGGACCUAGCAGUUUCUUCGGUGGAAACGUUGGUGGUCAAGGACCGAGCAGUGUUGGUGGUGGAAAUGCUGGUGGACAAGGACCUAGCAACUUCUUUGGAGGUAACGCUGGUGGACAAGGACCAAGCAGUGUUGGUGGUGGAAAUGCUGGUGGACAAGGACCUAGCAACUUCUUCGGAGGUAACGCUGGUGGACAAGGACCCAGUGGCUUUGGAUCUGGUUUUGGAGCUGGAAACUCACCAAGUGGUAAUGCCGAUGAUGGUUCUUAUGAAGGUGGAGAUUUAUCUGCUAUUCCUGGUGAACCAGGAACUGAUUAUCCAAUAUUAUCUGAAAUACCAAAAACUUCAUUUACUUGUAACCAAAGAUUGCCAGGUUACUAUGCUGACACUGAAACCAGAUGCCAAGUAUUCCAUAUUUGUUCAAACGAUAUUAAAUAUGACUUUAUAUGCCCCAAUGGAACAAUUUUCCAUCAACAAUACUUCGUAUGUGUCUGGUGGAAUCAGUUUGAUUGUUCGACUGCCGAAAGUCUUUACGGAUUAAACGCUAACAUUUAUGAUUAUUCAAAAGUAGGUGCUCCAGGACAAUCUGGUCCACAAGGUCCUGUUGCUAACUUUCCUGGACAAGUUGGUCCAAUUGGACCAGUAGCCAACUUCCCUGGUCAAUCCGGACCACAAGGUCCUGUAGCUAACUUCCCCGGUAUAUCUGGUCCACAAGGUCCAAUUGCCAACUUCCCUGCUAUUGCUGGUCCACAAGGACCCACCGCCAACUACCCGGGACAAUCAGGACCACAAGGACCAACUGCGAACUAUCCAGGCCAGUUUGGACCACAAGGACCAACCGCUAACUACCCCAGUCAAUCAGGACCACAAGGACCAACCGCUAACUACCCCGGUCAAUCAGGACCACAAGGACCAACCGCCAACUAUCCAGGACAGUCUGGACCACAAGGACCAACUGCAAACUAUCCCGGACAGACAAGUGCACAAGGCCCAACAGCAAGUUAUCCAUCGCAAACAAGUGCACUUUUCCCAGGACAACGUCCAGGUAGCUACCCAGGUGCACAAGGUCCAUCUUCAUAUCCUUCUUCUGGUGCAAGCAAUAAUGGUCGACCAAGCUCUCAAGGUUCAUUCGGAAGUGUAGGCACAACACCAUACCCAAGUCAAGGAAGUUCGGUGGGAUCAUAUGGUCCAGGCUCAACUUUACCAGGUUCAUCACCAACUAUAGCUUCAUACCCAGGAUCAACAUCUUCUGAUGAACAGUUUGUUAACUCUUACAACAAGCCAGCGGUACCCGAUAGGGAAUACUUGCCACCUUAUAGAAAAUAAUAAUCGAAGCUCAAAAAUGCCAUAAUUUAGUUUAACUAUCAAAUUUAUUACCUAGACUUAGGCUUUUAUAUAAUUUUUGUUAUUGAACAUUAUUAAUACCAUAAUAUUUUAUUCCGCUUGUUUAAAAAUAAAAUACUG